CGUAUUAGCUGGGGUAGUCUAUGAAAACCCUCAUCCAAGUCCGCUGGAGGGUUCAAAACCUGCUAGACUUCAUUCAAAUCUGAACCACGUAUUACUUUUAGAUUGCUAUAAGUACACAUUUGAGAAGAAAUGUCUCACUCAUGGGGAUAUGCAGCUAACAACGGACCAGACAAAUGGCAUGAGAAAUUUCCAAUUGCUCAAGGACCCAGGCAGUCUCCCAUUGACAUUGUGCCCUCCCAGGCACAGCACGACCCAAAUUUGAAGCCACUCCGUAUCGUUUAUGAUCCCAACACAUCCAAAGGGAUUUUGAACAAUGGACAUUCCUUCCAAGUUGACUUUGCAGAUGAAAACGACAGCUCAACACUGCAAGGAGGACCAAUUUCCGGCGUUUACAGGCUCCGUCAGUUCCACUUCCACUGGGGUGCUAGCAAUGAAAGAGGAUCAGAGCACACUGUGGGGGGAGUGAAGUAUGCAGCUGAGCUUCAUCUGGUUCACUGGAAUGCUGGGAAAUACGCAAGCUUUGGCGAUGCUGCAAAGGCACCAGAUGGGUUGGCUGUUGUCGGUGUUUUCCUCAAGAUUGGCGCUGCCAGUCCUAACCUGCAGAAGGUCCUCGAUGCCCUUGAUGCGAUUAAGACAAAGGGGAAGCAAACUCCUUUCCCACAAUUCGACCCCAAGAUUCUACUUCCUUCCUCUCUGGACUUCUGGACAUAUGAGGGGUCUCUGACAACCCCACCCCUGCUGGAGAGUGUCACCUGGAUCGUCCUCAAAGAGCCCAUCACUGUCAGCUCAGAACAGAUGGCGAAAUUCCGCAGUCUCCUAUUCACCACAGAGGGCGAGACCGCUUGCUGCAUGGUGGACAACUACCGCCCACCCCAGCCCCUCAAGGGAAGGAAGGUCCGAGCCUCCUUCAAAUGAGAAAAGCACCGUUCCAGAAAACAUUGCAACCAGCAAAAAUGACGCUUCAUCAGAGUUGUAUAGUAUCUACAGUAAUCCAUCCCCUGUAGAGAUGAUAUUUGUCAUAGAACCUCAGCAGUUAUUCUACAGGAGUUUCUUUUCUCUUAUAUAAAUUAUAUAAAUCUGCAUAGUACAUGCACCUAUUUUUAGUUUAGAAAAACGAUUUGCUAAUAUCUGCCACUGCCCAAUAGACAUAUUGGUUAAAUAUUGCAAGUAAAUAUAUAGUGAUCUUAAUAUAUAUAUGUUAGAAGUUUUUAAUUAUUAAGAAUUAUGUAUAAGAAUAUGUAUUGCUAAACAAAAGUCUGAGAAUGAGAUUAUGCAAUUGAUGCCAAGCAUAUACAGUAGGUUCUUAAUCUGAUCUAUCAGCUUCCAGUGGAAAAAAAUAAAAUGCUAUAUGUACAUCAAAUAAACCCUAUAAAAACAUCAAAAGAGAAACAUUACAGGCAGCACAAAUGAAGCAUUACCAUGUGUAUAGGGGGAGGAGAAGCACUUUAUCCUUUCAGUCCAUAAUCCCUGUCUCCCUGUAUCAGGAUCACUGCAGCUUAAUGGAAUGUGACAUUCAGUGCAAUCACAGCUGAUUGAGCCUGAAAGCCCUCCUAGCAUCUACUAACCCACAUUUGUAGUCACUGCUGAAUCCUUUAUGAACUGAAUUUCGUCAUAACCUUUUAGAUCUGUUUGACUGCACGUAGGCAGCUAGUACUUCAGCAUGUACCAUUAUGUAGUAUGCACUGUUGUUAUUGCAGCUAUUUAAUGCCUUGUUAACGUUUUUAAAAUCAGGAAUUGUGCAAACUGGAACUCUUGUACUAGGGAGCCAAUCUAGAAUUCUUGCUACCAGCAAUGACAAGCACAUAGCCUUACUGAAAAAUCAUGUUUUUAAUCUGUUUUUAUGAUGCAAAGUGUUUCUGAAGUACAGCAAAUAAAGGGACAGUAAAUUAAUGGGUUAGGUAUUUCAUGCUUUAAAGUUUGAUAGCAAAGAAUUGUCAGAUCAAUGUCUUAAUCAUGAACAACUCCUACUUGAAAAGUCUUACUGAGCAAUAUUGUUACAUACUAUAAAUUUAGUUUUGUAACCUGAUUAAUUUUGAAAGUUUGCAAUAAAAUAUGUAUUUUAUCAUU
Molecule: messenger RNA, 2067 nt
Organism: Lepisosteus oculatus (spotted gar)
Lineage: Eukaryota; Metazoa; Chordata; Actinopteri; Semionotiformes; Lepisosteidae
Gene: cahz
Product: carbonic anhydrase
Biological process (GO): carbon dioxide transport; regulation of pH
Molecular function (GO): carbonate dehydratase activity; zinc ion binding
Source: RefSeq, a predicted model, not a curated record